This is a messenger RNA of Macrosiphum euphorbiae (potato aphid), 1419 nucleotides long. Lineage: Eukaryota; Metazoa; Arthropoda; Insecta; Hemiptera; Aphididae. The record is from the annotation of a GenBank genome assembly.
AUGACUGAGGACGCAGUGAGUACGGUGUUGGCCCGUUUCAAAUCGGAAACGGGCGAGACGGUCAGCAACAUGAUGGACCUGCCUCGAGACGUCACCGUCAAUCAUUUACAACUGAUUUGCAAUUCAUUACUCAAACAAGACGAGUCCGUGCCCUACGCAUUUUUUGUUGAUGACAAAGAAAUCACUAAUAAUCUAGACGAAUGUCUUGACGCCAAAAAAAAAUUCAGCACCGAACUCGUAGUAGAUAUUGUCUACCAAGAACAAGCUGUGUUUAAAGUGCGACCCAUCACCCGAUGUACCAGUUCGUUGCCAGGUCACGCAGAAGCUGUGAUAUCAGUGCAGUUCAGUCCGGACAGCCGGAAAUUGGCCAGCGGGUCUGGUGACACGACUGUCAGGUUUUGGGAUCUCGACAUGCAAACUCCAUUACAUACUUGUGAAGGUCAUAAGAAUUGGGUGUUAUGUAUUGCCUGGUCUCCAAAUAGUAAAUAUUUAGUAUCAGGUUGCAAAAAUGGAAUGAUAAUGUCUUGGAAUGUUGAAACCGGCAAACGAGUUGGGCCACCAAUGACUGGACAUAAGCAAUGGAUUACUGCUCUAUGUUGGGCUCCAUACCAUUUAUCCCCAGAAUGUAGAAUAUUUGCGAGUAGUAGUAAAGAUGGAGAUAUCCGCAUUUGGGAUAUAAUACUUGGUCAGUGCCAAAGGUCUCUUACCAGUCACACCCGCAGUAUCACUUGUUUAAAAUGGGGUGGAACAGGCUUAUUGUAUAGUAGUUCACAAGAUCGUACAAUUAAAGUUUGGAGAGCCGAUGAUGGAAUUUUAUGUAGGACUUUGGAAGGACAUGCUCAUUGGGUGAACACACUUGCACUCAGUACUGACUAUGUGAUAAAAACAGCAAUGGUACCCCAACCUGGUUCUAACAGCGACAAAAAUGAUAAUGUAUUAGCCGAAGCUAAAAAACGAUAUGAUGUGGCUGUAGCAAACGGUGGUGAACGGUUGAUUUCUGGAUCAGAUGAUUUUACACUAUUUUUAUGGGCCCCUGAAAGUAGUAAAAACUCUGUCGCAAGAAUGACUGGACAUCAACAGCUGAUCAAUUGUGUACAGUUUUCACCAGACACACGGUUAGCUGCGUCUGCGUCAUUCGACAAAUCUAUAAAAUUGUGGGAUGGAAAAACUGGACAAUUUCUUGGAACAAUGCGAGGGCACGUACAAGCAGUUUACAUGAUAUGUUGGUCUGCCGAUUCUAGACUUCUGGUCAGUGGAAGUGCAGACUCAACAUUAAAAGUGUGGGACGUGAAAGCCAAAAAAUUACAAGGUGAUCUUCCCGGUCAUGCUGAUGAAGUUUUUGCUGUUGAUUGGUCUCCAGAUGGGCAUCAAGUUGCUUCUGGUGGAAAAGACAAAGUACUUAGACUGUGGACACAUUGA